UUUUUUUUUUUUACCUUCUUUUACUAUUAUUCCCCCUAGUUUAUAUAUUAUAUACUCUUUAUGACACAAUUAACUAAUAUCAAUAAAAGACCCUCUCUUUUAAGUUUUCCUAUUCCCUUUGAUCAUCCUUUUACCAUUCCAACAUUGAUUGCUACCUUGUCAGCUUCUGCUUUACUGUACUAUUAUCUUCAAGCCACCCAUGCUGCUGAACUUGUGGAAGCCUUGAGGAAGAAGGAUAUUAAGAAACGGAAACAAUUGAAACGACCUGAAGAUCGCUUUGCUAGUUUGAAGGUUGAAAAACGCUUUGUUAAUCCUUUUGAAGAAUGGCAAGAAGUUCCCUUUUUAGAAACUGCUUUAUUCUGGCUACGUCGAUGGAAAGGUAAUGGAUUACCUAAGGCACAACAUGAACUAGAAGAAUUAUUACCUGUUCAACUACCUGCCUUGGAUACCAUAUUUGCUAGCCGCAUUCGAACUAAAUCACUAAUUCAACACGAACACACAGACAAUGAUGAACAUUAUUGGUCAGACAGUCCUAACAUGCCAACUACUACUACUAUUCAACAAUCGUCUGCUGUUGAACCCGUUACUUUUACAUGGUUUGGUCAAUCAACGUGCCUGAUCACAAUCGAUGGAUUGGCCAUUUUGACAGAUCCUGUUUUCACUCGAUGUUCUAUCAAUGAUUAUCUUGGUCCAAAACGACUUCGACCUAUUCCUUGUAAAUUAGAAGAUUUCCAAGAAAAUUUAGAUAUUGUUUUGGUAUCGCAUGAUCAUUUCGAUCACUUGGAUGAAAAGGUUGUUUAUCAAUUGGGAAACUCUGUGACAUGGUAUAUACCACUUGGACUCCAGGAUUGGUUUUUGAAACGGAAAGUUACAAAUGUAGUGGAAUUGGAUUGGUGGCAAGAAAUUCGACAUCAUUCUAGACCUGAUAUCAUGAUUGCUUGUGUCCCUGCUAUGCAUUGGAGUGGAUCAAGGACUCCCUUUGAAAAAAAUGGAACUUUAUGGUGUAGUUAUGCAAUUAAAGGACAAAAUAAUAAUGGUGUAUUCUUUUGUGGAGAUACUGGAUACUCAUCCGAAUUAUUCAAAGCUAUUGGCGACAUCUAUGCUCCAUUCACUCUAGCAGCCAUUCCAAUUGGUAGUUUCCAACCUGAAUCUAUGAUGCAACAUGUACAUAUGGGUCCAGACGAUGCGAUUAAAGUACACGAAGAUCUGAAAAUGCCUCGAUUGUCGGUAGGUAUUCAUUGGGGAACAUUCAUGAUGUCCGACGAGCAUUAUUUGGAACCACCUAGGGCAUUGACACGAUUAUGGCAAAAACGACAGCAACAAGGUUUACUGAAUCUUGAGCGUCAUGAUGAUGAUGAUGCACAGAGAUCUUCUUCAAGACAACCAUCUACUCAUACAAACAUUGAUGAAGAAUCUACCUCAUCUUCUCCAACUUUUGGUGGUAGUGAUGUACAAUCCAUUGGAUCUUCAUCAAGUUCAUCUACCAUCUCGUCUUCCAUGGCAAUGAACACUGACGACAAAACAACUGGAUUAUAUUCAAGUCGAUUUAUUACUACAGCAUUUGGUGAAACCGUGAUUAUAGAUUAAUUAGUGAUAUUGAUUUUUUUUUUUUUUGUUGUUGUUAUAGUAUUUAUUUUUAAAAAAAUUUGAAAUAAAGAGGGACCUAUGUAUAGGUUGAUGAUGACUUCUUUA
This is a messenger RNA of Halteromyces radiatus, 1692 nucleotides long. RefSeq names its product beta-lactamase superfamily domain-containing protein. Gene Ontology annotation, cellular component: cytoplasm; membrane-bounded organelle. The record is from RefSeq and is a predicted model, not a curated record. The coding region runs from base 61 to 1587 and encodes 508 amino acids. The transcript has 9 exons. Gene Ontology annotation, biological process: N-acylethanolamine metabolic process; N-acylphosphatidylethanolamine metabolic process. NCBI's taxonomy places the organism in Eukaryota, Fungi, Mucoromycota, Mucoromycetes, Mucorales, Cunninghamellaceae. Gene Ontology annotation, molecular function: N-acylphosphatidylethanolamine-specific phospholipase D activity.